CCUAGCCGUGGCUGGGAUCUCGCGGGAAGAGCGGCGGGCACGGCUGUGGCUUGGUCUCCCGGCUGCGCGCGAAGCGGGAGGGCUCUCCUCACACAAGCGCUUUCUCGCGGAGAGGUUAGAGCUGCGGCAGCCGCAGGCCUGGGCCGCCCCUUCCCUGCCGCCGCCUUCUCUUCCUCAGGGCUUCUCGGUCCGCUCGCCCUCCGGCGCUCCCAGAUUACCGGUUUAUUGUAAAAGGGUAUAACUCAGGAACAGCUGGAUGGAAGGAAAUGCAUAAGGCAAGGUAUGGUCUGAAAUAUGCGUUGCUUGGCAGCUCGGGUCAACUAUAAGACUUUGAUUAUCAUCUGCACACUCUUCACUUUGGUCACGGUACUUUUGUGGAAUAAAUGUUCCAGCGAUAAAGCGAUCCAGUUUCCACGGCACUUGAGUAGUGGCUUCAGAGUGGAUGGAUUAGAAAAAAGAGCAGCAGCAUCUGAGAGUAACAACUAUGUGAACCACAUGGCCAAGCAGUCUGAGGAGGCAUUCCCUCAGGAACAGCAGAAAGCACCCCCUGUUGUUGGGAGCUUCAACAGCAAUGGGGGAAGCAAGGUGUUAGGGCUCAAAUACGAAGAAAUUGACUGUCUCAUAAAUGAUGAACACACAAUUAAAGGGAGAAGAGAGGGGAAUGAAGUCUUUCUUCCAUUCACUUGGGUAGAGAAAUAUUUUGACGUAUAUGGAAAGGUGGUUCAGUAUGAUGGCUACGAUCGCUUUGAAUUCUCUCAUAGCUAUUCCAAAGUCUAUGCACAGAGAGCCCCUUAUCACCCUGAUGGCGUGUUUAUGUCCUUUGAAGGCUACAAUGUGGAAGUCCGAGACAGAGUCAAGUGCAUAAGUGGGGUUGAAGGUGUACCUUUAUCUACACAAUGGGGACCUCAAGGCUAUUUCUACCCAAUCCAGAUUGCACAAUAUGGGUUGAGUCAUUACAGCAAGAAUCUAACUGAGAAACCCCCUCACGUAGAGGUAUAUGAAACAGCAGAAGACAGAGACAGAAACAGCAAGCCGAAUGACUGGACUGUGCCAAAGGGCUGCUUUAUGGCUAGUGUGGCUGAUAAGUCUAGAUUCACCAAUGUUAAGCAGUUCAUUACUCCAGAAACCAGUGAAGGUGUAUCCUUGCAACUGGGGAACACAAAAGAUUUUAUUAUUUCAUUUGACCUCAAGUUCUUGACAAAUGGAAGUGUGUCCGUGGUUCUAGAGACCACAGAAAAGAAUCAGCUCUUCACUGUACAUUAUGUCUCAAAUACCCAGCUAAUUGCUUUUAAAGAAAGAGACAUAUACUAUGGCAUUGGGCCUAGAACUUCAUGGAGCACGGUCACCAGGGACCUGGUCACUGACCUCAGGAAAGGAGUGGGUCUUUCCAACACAAAAGCUGUCAAGCCAACCAAAAUCAUGCCCAAAAAGGUGGUUAGGUUGAUUGCAAAAGGGAAAGGAUUCCUUGACAACAUUACCAUCUCUACCACAGCCCACAUGGCUGCAUUCUUCGCUGCCAGCGAUUGGCUGGUAAGGAACCAGGAUGAGAAAGGUGGCUGGCCAAUUAUGGUGACCCGUAAGUUAGGGGAGGGGUUCAAGUCUUUAGAGCCAGGGUGGUACUCGGCCAUGGCCCAAGGGCAAGCCAUUUCUACCUUAGUCAGGGCCUAUCUAUUAACAAAAGACCAUUUAUUCCUCAGUUCAGCUUUAAGGGCAACAGCCCCUUACAAGUUUCUGUCAGAACAGCAUGGAGUUAGGGCUGUGUUUAUGAAUAAACACGACUGGUAUGAAGAAUAUCCCACCAUACCUAGCUCUUUCGUUUUAAAUGGCUUUAUGUAUUCUUUAAUUGGGCUGUAUGACUUAAAAGAAACUGCAGGGGAAAAACUCGGGAAAGAAGCGAGGUCCUUGUAUGAGCGUGGUAUGGAAUCCCUUAAAGCCAUGCUCCCCUUGUAUGACACCGGGUCAGGAACCAUCUAUGACCUCCGCCACUUCAUGCUUGGCAUCGCCCCCAACCUGGCCCGCUGGGACUACCACACCACCCACAUCAAUCAGCUGCAGCUACUCAGCACCAUCGAUGAGUCCCCAAUCUUCAAAGAGUUUGUCAAGAGGUGGAAAAGCUACCUUAAAGGCAGCAGGGCAAAGCACAACUAGAGCUCAGAACCAAAAUCGUCUUUCAGCCUCUGUCGUACACAGCUAUGGGCUCUACGUCAGCGGAGCAUAGGCACGUUUUAAAAGGUGGUAUGCUAGGUUUUUGUGGAUUGCAUCAAAGUGAUAAAUGAAACCAGUCGUCGGAGGUCAUUGCAUUCUGUGGGUUGGGUGUUUUGAAACCUCGGUGGCCCUUGGAGCAGAGAAGUGUUAGUCGAUGGCUGAACAAAGAUGUUUAACUUUGUCUUGCUCAUCACCUUCUGCGGUUCCACAGAUAGUCCCAUCCCUCUGGGUUUGGGAAAGACGCUGGUAAGUGGCUGUUAGUGGCCAGCUGUCUAGUGCUUACCUGAAAACUUAGUAUGGGUCUCUCUUAAAAUGUGACUAUCUAUGUUGAUGUUGGAAGCAAACUUUAAAAAAUUAUGUGCUGUAAUACAGUAAGUGUGUACUCGCAGCCUGAAUAGUGGACUGUGUGCAACUUUUUAAAAUGAUGUUUCUUUUCUAUAGAUUAAUUUCUGGGCAAAUUUCGUGUUGCGUUUGUUGAAUUUGUUAUAUAUGGAGAAUAUUUUGAAUGUAUGGUUUUCUUGAAACAUGUAAAUUAAAAACACAACCAGUGUUCAGGCUUCACAGUCAUAUAAUGUAAGCACAACUAAAAUGAAACUUGUUGACUGCACAAGAAAUCACAAAAAUGUUACUCUGUUUUAUGAAACUCGAUCUACAAUCAGUAAAGAUUUGAUAAUCAGUCUAUCCCUCCCCACUCCCCCUGUGAUGCUUUCUUUUUGUCACUGUCUAGAAUUCUGUAUUUCAUUUCAGACUACACUUGAGAGUUUUAUCUGUUUUGGGGGGACAUUUGGGAAAUUUUCUUUAAGGAGCUAGUCCCCUCCCGCUGCCCUUCCAGGGGUUUUUUUCCCCUCUUGUAAAGAAACGUACUCUGUCAGAUAUUAUACACAAGAACCAUAGCAGGUUUUUUCCCUUCUUUUAAGUCAUUCUUGGUUGUCAACUUUCCAGACCAUUGACUCUGCACAUCAGUGUUUUUCUUUUGCAAUUUUAAUUUUAAAUUAUUUCAGCUAUUGGGUAGAUGCUACCACAUGCGCUGUACGUGUGUAACCAGACCUUUCUUUUGGUUUUAUAUCCCACCAUACCUCACAUAAAUAGGUUCACAGCCCUCACACCCCGGGCAGUGUCUGCUAGAGGGCUUCCGGCAUUGUCAAUAUCAAGCGAGGUUGAUUUUGCUGUUUUUGUUUUAGUGUGUGACGAACACCAAAUCACUACUGUAACUUACACAGAUUGAAAUACGAGACCCCACACAUUCAGGAGACUGAGUCUGACAAACACAUUGCAAUUUGUCUGUGACCUGUAUUAAAUGCACAUCAAGAGCCACGAGGGCACUUGCCCACAUACUGCAUCUUAAAUUGAACUCAGCCAACCAACACAACUUAGAAGUCAGAAAAUGUAUACAUGUGUAUGAGUGUAAUAUAAAGGCAAAGUAUAUAUAUUAGUGGCAAAGGGAGCAGGAGCCGAGAAAACAAUAUAGAUCUACACUGAAGACGAUAUUACGGAAAAGUAAGCUUCAACUCCCAAGUUAUGUGGCCACAACUCUAUUUUGCCCACAACAGAAGAGCUGCGGGUUAUUCAGUUUCCCCCCUAGCAUUUGACUUUUGUAGUUCUACAUCAGAUGUCUCAACAAAAAUAUCUGGACUCCUCUUUUUUUUUCUUUUUUUUUUAUUUCAGUGCUCAAAAAAUAAACUUUCUCCAAUCUGGAAACCCUUUUUACUUCAUCUUCUCUGUUAUUAUCUAGAGCGGUCCAGACUUCUGCCUUGUGUUUGCAUACUGGUACUUCAGACUAAGGGAAUCAGCAAAAACAGCAUGGUAUGCUUCCGUGACAGAUACCAGUGCCUUAACGACGUGGCUGUCCUUUUCCACUGAAAAAGGAAAGACAUUUUGAUCUAGAAAUGGCAUUGCUGUUUCAUUGCUGUUGGUUUCACACUGCCUUCCACGUUGCAACAGCAACUUGAUUUUUCUCGUGAUCCCAGAAUUUUCUAAGAGGAUGAGUUGAACCUGCGACAGCCCCGCCAGCAUAUACCGGUGGUUCUCAAACUUCAGGGUGCCUCAGCAUCACCUGGGAGCUUCCUGAAAUUCAGAUGCCGGUUACUCACUAAAUCUGCCCGUGAAGCAUGAGAAUCUGCAUUUUUGACAGGCAUUCGUAUAAUUCUCAUGCAGGUGAUCUGCGGGGCAGACGUGGAGGAACACUGCCCAAGACCAUCGAUUGCGUUUUUGUUCCGAAACACCUACAGAGUUUUCUAGGGUUUUAAACCAUGUGAAAUGUUUACUUGUUCUCAGCUUAGAAGAAUGGGGAAGGUAUUUUAGUUUUGUUUUGUUUCUUUUGAUUUGUCUUUGUUUCAAGAUAAUGGGUCUUUGUUUUUUGCAUUCAUCUUGAGUUAGCUCUGAUGUUAAAUUAAAUCUAUUGCCACUUCAGUUGUAAAACCAGCCAAAAGUUUCCAGAUAAAGGUCAAGUUUGGCCCUUUAGGAUUAUUGUACAUAAAGGCUUCAUCCAAAAACCACCCAGUGUCUGUGAGCAAAUACAGAAGUGACACACAAGCACAACUUUCCAGAUGUGGCAGAGGCCUUUUCUUUGUCGGUGUGCAAACUUUCACUGAAAGCUGCUAUUUUCAUCCUUGUUGUAAUUGUUUUUCUUGUUUCUCCUCCAUUGUCCAUGUGGGUUAGAUGCCAUGUGUUAAAUAUGCAAUAAAGUGUUUACAGGACGCCCUUCUGAAGGGCGGUCCUUUGUAAAGCUGUACAGACUUGGCAAUUUAAGCACAAUGUGCACAUGUUAGUUUUCUAUACAGCAAAACUGGAUUUUUUGCAGAUGGAAAGGUAUUUUGUUUCUAUACAAAGUAAAUGGAUUGUUUGUGCUUAAUGUAAAGCUGCUUUAUAAAAUUGUAAAAUAAAGUUUUUAUCUUAAAA
Molecule: messenger RNA, 5103 nt
Organism: Acinonyx jubatus (cheetah)
Lineage: Eukaryota; Metazoa; Chordata; Mammalia; Carnivora; Felidae
Gene: GLCE
Product: glucuronic acid epimerase
Exons: 5
Coding region: 295-2148 (617 amino acids)
Biological process (GO): heparan sulfate proteoglycan biosynthetic process
Cellular component (GO): Golgi apparatus
Molecular function (GO): heparosan-N-sulfate-glucuronate 5-epimerase activity
Source: RefSeq, a predicted model, not a curated record